AUGAACGAUAACCACUUUGAAUAAAAUCUGGCAUCAGAUAGACCUGAAAACAGACAUCCGAAUGUCGAGGGAUAGCGUGAAAGUUCUGCUUUUCUCGUUAACGAUUAGCAUAAUGGACCACUAAAUGGCAAAAUUCAGCUUUUCAAAGAGGACAGACUUCUAGAUUUAGUAUAACUAGAAGAAAUAGAACCAAUUAGUAAUUAAUAUUUUGGACAGCUAGUCUUGGAUUCAUUUUCAUAAGAUAAGGGUCUUAUCAUUGGUAGAAUUUAAACAAGAGAUCGUGUGAAUUUCAAAAGGUCCUUUUAUCAUAAUUUCUACGCUCCUAAUCUUAUAAAACUGCUUUUCAAGACCCCAUUUUUGUUCACGGAUGAGAUGCUAAUCAGCAGAUACCACCCUAAUAUUCCACUUACUGUGCGUAACCCUCUUACGAAUGAGAUUGUAGUUGGUGAAGUUGAAUUCUUUUUAUUAAGCGCAGAAUAAAAAUCUAAAAUUAAUAAUAAUAUAGAUAAUUAGAUGCUUGAUAAUAUCCCCAAUAGUAAUAGUAACAAUUAGUUGCUCAGGACUCAACAGAAUAAUCUUGGGCCUCGGGCCAUGUGGACUUAAAUCUAGCACAGAAAGAAGACAAUAUGUUUCCAUGGAGCAAUACUUUGCUUCUACAUUAUUGCUGCAAUUACAACAUUUGCUUUAGGAAUAUAUGGUUUCAGUUAACUAGGCAAAGACUCUGAUUCAAACAAUGCAGUUGGAUCCAAAAUUGGUGCCUCUAAUAAUAGUUCUGGGAAUCCGAUAGAUGUUAAGUAAUCGAGCAAAUCUUAAGAUAACUCAGAGGAUGAAGCAAGAAUGAAUUUUAAUAUCUUCACUUAUACACUACCUAUUUCCAAUAAUAACAGCAAUAUACGGGUACUUUCUAAGGAAAAACACAUUUGCAUGAAUUAUCUUAAACGAUCAUGA
Stylonychia lemnae is the source of this 948-nucleotide messenger RNA. The record is from the annotation of a GenBank genome assembly. NCBI's taxonomy places the organism in Eukaryota, Ciliophora, Spirotrichea, Sporadotrichida, Oxytrichidae.